AUGGACGCGGCGCUCCGGAAGGAGGUCGCCCAACUUGCGAAAGGCGUACUGGCCGUACAGGGUCGAGAACUUGCCUUGGGCCGUGGGAGGCGGGUGCGUGUAGAAGCGCACAGGCAGGUGAUUUUCGAUGUACUGGUGCGGCACGCCGCCCGAGUCGUAUCCGUGAACCAUGUUGUACGUCACGGGAAGUCCGUUCGGGUAGAACGCGGCGAACGCUGCCUGAGUUCCAAGAGGCUGGCUGGAAGCGUAGUUCUUUGGGACGCCGGCGGCGUCGAGCACCACGUGAGGAGCCUCCAAGGACAUGUACGAGCCGGUGGUUCUAAAGGCGGAGCCACCUCCGCUAUUCGCAGGGUGAUCGAUGGGCGUGUCGUCGGUCUGACAGUUGUUAGCGUUGAUAGCUGUGUCGACGGGGAGGGUACAAACCGUGUCCUGAAGCUCGAGAUAGCUAAUGAUCUCGAAUAUUUGAGGACAAUAAUAAUCGUCACUCUUGGCAGGUCUCUACUGAAACAGUAG
Purpureocillium lilacinum is the source of this 513-nucleotide messenger RNA. Lineage: Eukaryota; Fungi; Ascomycota; Sordariomycetes; Hypocreales; Ophiocordycipitaceae. The record is from RefSeq and is a predicted model, not a curated record.